AGGGCGUGGGUCCGGCGCUGCCGGCGAGCAGGUGACACCGCGGCUGCCCGGCGCCGUGUGCGCGGCAUGUGCGCGCCCGUGUAGCGGGGCGGCCCCAUGGGCGGCGGCGCCGGCUCCUGCCUCUGCCCCCCGUCUCUGGAAGCCCGGGCAGGAAACGCUCCUCAUGUCUUCCAGAUAAAAAUAAAAGCGACUCCUUUCUCCCGGCCGCAGAGUGUCCCCGCGCCCGGCCCGACGCGGGGCUGAGCUGGCCCCGCCGCCCGGCAGCGCCUCUCGCCGCCGCUCAUGGACAUCGCGACGGGUCCCGAGUCCUUGGAGAGGUGCUUCCCGCGGGGCCCACCGGACUGCGCCAAGAUGCUGGACGGCAUUAAAAUGGAAGACCACCCCCUGCGCUCGGGGCCGGCCACGCUGGGAGUGCUGCUGGGGUCGGAGUGCCAGCACCAGGCCGUCUGCGAGGGCUGCCAGCGGCCCAUCUCGGACCGGUUCCUGAUGCGGGUGAACGAGUCCUCCUGGCAUGAGGAGUGCCUACAGUGCGCCGCGUGCCAGCAGGCGCUCACCACCAGCUGCUACUUCCGGGACCGCAAGCUCUACUGCAAGCAGGACUACCAACAGCUGUUUGCUGCCAAGUGCAGCGGCUGCAUGGAGAAGAUCGCGCCGACGGAGUUCGUGAUGCGCGCCCUGGAGUGCGUGUACCACCUGAGCUGCUUCUGCUGCUGCGUCUGCGAGCGCCAGCUGAGGAAAGGGGACGAGUUUGUCCUCAAGGAAGGGCAGCUGCUCUGCAAAAGUGACUAUGAGAAAGAGAAAGACUUGUUGAGCUCAGUCAGCCCAGACGACUCAGACUCAGUCAAAAGUGAUGAUGAAGAUGGAGAUGUUAAGCCCACCAAAGGCCAAGUAACCCAAGGAAAAGGAAGCGAUGAUGGGAAGGACCCAAGAAGACCCAAACGACCACGGACAAUACUUACCACACAGCAGAGACGAGCGUUCAAAGCGUCCUUUGAAGUGUCCUCUAAGCCCUGCAGGAAGGUCAGAGAAACACUGGCAGCUGAAACAGGGCUCAGCGUGCGAGUCGUCCAAGUCUGGUUUCAAAACCAAAGAGCAAAGAUGAAAAAGCUAGCACGAAGGCACCAACAGCAGCAGGAGCAACAGAACUCGCAGCGACUAGGGCAAGAAGUAAUGUCCAACCGAAUGGAAGGGAUGAUGACAUCUUACACACCACUUGCACCACCACAGCAGCAGAUUGUAGCAAUGGAGCAAAGCAGUUAUGGCACAGACCCAUUUCAGCAGGGUCUUACCCCUCCACAAAUGCCAGGCGACCACAUGAACCCCUAUGGAAACGACUCCAUUUUUCAUGAUAUCGACAGUGAUACCUCUUUAACUAGCUUGAGCGACUGUUUUCUUGCCUCUUCCGAAGUUAACUCCAUGCAGGCUAGAGUAGGAAACCCCAUUGACAGGCUGUACUCUAUGCAGAGCUCCUAUUUCGCCUCAUGAAAAUAAAGAGAACUAACAGCCGGCGUGUGUUUAGCCAGUGACUUUUCCAGUGCAGACUCUACAGCCAUAUGUUGCCCAGCUCUUCCUUCACAGUGACUCUGCUGCCUCUGGACUGCAAAGAGCAUUUUUUUAGGAAGACUGUCUCUGUUUGCAUAUAUGUGUAUGUAUGUACAUAUAUUUUAAUACCUACAUACAUACAUAUAUAGAGAGACAAAACACAUCCACCCGUCCCAUACCCUUGGUUCCCAGCUGGCGCCAGACCACGAGACAAGCACGGAAGGAACAGAAGAACCUGCUCGUCCUCAGCCUUUGAUCUGGUUUGGUUUGAGCUCAUCAUCUUAAAAGAAAUGGAUUUUGUGGAAAGCUAGACCUUUUCCUCCUCUCUCUUCUCCUUUCUUUUGGAUGUCUAAACUUUUUUUUUAGCCACUGAUACUGGCAUCAGUCAACCGUAUGACAAAUAAAUCAAAGAAACUGGA
Messenger RNA from Haemorhous mexicanus (house finch), 1961 nucleotides. RefSeq names its product LIM homeobox transcription factor 1 beta (gene LMX1B). The coding region runs from base 283 to 1485 and encodes 400 amino acids. Gene Ontology annotation, biological process: neuron differentiation; regulation of transcription by RNA polymerase II. Gene Ontology annotation, cellular component: nucleus. Gene Ontology annotation, molecular function: DNA-binding transcription factor activity, RNA polymerase II-specific; RNA polymerase II transcription regulatory region sequence-specific DNA binding. The transcript is spliced from 8 exons. Lineage: Eukaryota; Metazoa; Chordata; Aves; Passeriformes; Fringillidae. The record is from RefSeq and is a predicted model, not a curated record.